AGCGCUCGUUAUCGCUGCUAUCAUGGCGCUGGCCGUCAGGCUAGGAUGGCCAAAUUCUCGCUCUACCGAUUGAGACGCGAUCGAAAGCUUAUAAUAACCAAUUCACUAACAUCAUUGCUGUUACAAGUCUCAAACUACAUAAAAAAUGGGUUCAAGAAUACGGGACUCGCCGUCAAAAAUAAUUGAAUGCUUCUGCGAAGUUGUUAUACCGAGGAACGGCAACGAAAGUGCAUGGAUUGUGCAGAAAUUUCCGGAUUCUUAUAACAAUGAUGAGGUGUUAAAAUCUGUACCAGAGUUUGCCUACCCUUGUGAAUUUACCAGUACUGCAGUGCAGCACUUCAGCUUUGUGUUGACGAGCAUUGACAGCAAGUGGACGUUCGGCUAUUGUCGUCAUGCUCCCAACUCUCAAACCUGCUUUGUGCUUCUAAGCUACUUGCCCUGGCAUGAAACAUUUUACAAGGUGCUCAACCAGAUCGCGGAACUAGCCAACAAAAAAGAUUCUAGUCUGAUGGGUCACUUCCUGGAAUCUCUCUAUAACACAUCAGUUCCCGAACCUGGAUUUCAGCUAAAGGUUGUGUACGACACGGACAAAAAUCCAUUUCAGUGUGCCUGCUCAGAUCAUACAAAGUUGCCAAGCAUUCCUGAAAAUAGAAAUCUGACGGAAUACUUCAACGCAGUUGAUGCAACAAAUAUGAUUGUGUUAUUUGCAAGCAUGCUACAUGAGCGAAGGAUUCUGAUCACCUCAAGACGCCUCAGCAGGCUAAGUGCCUGUGUUCAGGCAGCAAAUGCUCUCAUUUAUCCCAUGGAGUGGCAGCACAUAUAUAUCCCUGUUCUUCCCAAUCAUCUUCUUGACUACCUCAGUGCUCCAAUGCCAUUUCUUAUUGGUGUUCCUGCAGUCACACUAGCAAGGGUCUCCAAAACUGAGCUUGGUGAAGUGGUUAUCCUGGAUGUUGACAACAACAAGGUUGAAACCCCCUUCAAGGACGUGGAAACACUUCCAAGUGAAAUUGUGAUGCCACUGAAGCGCAGUCUGCGCACACACCACCAGACACUGGGUGAUGGCGUGUCACAGGCAUUCCUUCGUGCACUGGUGGCCCUGAUGGGUGGCUACCGGGAAGCCGUUCGCAUGGAGGUGGGCCAGCGAAUCACGUUUGACCCUGACCGCUUCCUGCAGUCACGUCCUGCCAGCCUUCGACCCUUUUUAGAACGCAUGCUGCAGCUCCAGAUUUUUCACCAGUUUAUUGAAGGCAGAUUGCAGAUUCUCAACUCCUGUGAGGUCCACAAUGACAUAUUUGAGCUGGAGGUGAACAUGUUUGAUGACAGCUCCAACAAGCAGUUCAAGCAGCAUUACAAGUACUGGUUGGCAAACAUGAAGAAAGAAGGUGGUGCAUUGCUGAAGUCCAUGAAGAGCAAGGCUAACCCAGCUGUCCGCAAUGCCUACAAGAAUGUUAAAGACAAGGGCAGAAAAGCCUACACAAAUAUUCAAGGAAAGAUUGCUAACAUGCAGAAGGGCACCCAGGAUGACAUGGCAUUGUCUAGGAGAGAUAGCAGUCAGCCCUGGAGCGCUCCAGCCAGUCCGACAAUGGGACGCGUGAGACCUGCUACAACAUUUCAACCCAUGCAUCGUAACACUACAAGCUUGGUUUCUCCACUGAAAAUGUCAUCUUUAGAGACAAGUGCUAGGACGCCUGUCAAGAGUCCCACUGAACCGAGCCUUGAUGUGGUAGCGGAACUGUCGGAGGACACUGGUUCUAGUGGCUCGUUCCAGCGCAUUGACAUGGACCUCAUGGGAGACUUGCAAGAGAUUUUCAGCCGUUGCAGCACCACGAACCUGCAGGUCCAGCCGAGCCAAGUUAACCAGUUGGUCUCACCACAGGUGCCACCAGAAAAACAGGCAUUCAGUGACCCGUCACUGCAUAAGGUGCCUUUGGCCCCACCUCCAAGAAAAGCACCAAGGAACACCAGCCGACCUUCGCCAUCCUCAGAUGCACCACUGAUUCGUCUGGAUUCCCAGGAGAAUGAUGACGAACUUGCCAACCACCAACCUCCAGCAACUGCUAAAGGAGUUUCUGUGUUGCCACCUCUGCCGGCACAACUAGUGCACACAACACAGCCGGCGGUACAAGCAAUACAACCAGGAAUGCAGACGGUGAAGCCACUGGUAUCUACAGUACAGCCAGCAAUCCCAAUGAUACCACCAAGGGGGCAGGCAGCUUCAAAUCAGUUGCCACUGGCAGCAAAUUCUGCUGCAUUUGCUGCUCAUUCAUAUGCCCCAUCACCCUAUUCAAAUCUGCAGAGACGAUUCCAAGCUGUACCUUACAUGGGAGCUCCUCACCCAUCUUUUGCAACAAACCCAUUUCUUCGGAUGCCUUGGACUCCACCAGCGACUCCGCCAGUGACACCACCAGUCACAUCACGUCCUCCCAUGGUUCCCGUUUCACAGCCAGCACCAUCUCCGGUGUUCCCCAAACAGCAGGACCCUUUUGCUGACCUCAUUGACCUUUGACUGUGCUAAUUGUGAGGAGGCACCAGGGCCAUACAAAUGCUUCAACGCUUCCUAUUUAUUUUGGUUUAAAUGACAUAGGCAUAAAUACUUGUGUAUAUAUUAGCCACCGAGAGGAGGAACUUGGAAUGUGUGGAGGACUGAGAAAAGGCGGGGGGGGGGGGGGGAGGGGGGAGGCAUUAACAUGUGGAGCUUUUAAUUUUGGAGUGUCAUGCAGUGAUAUAGCGUGAUGAGUUUGUGAAGUUCUUCUUACUCAGACUGGGCUCUCUACACAGAUACUAGGCAGAUACAUUGUAGAGAGUUGAAAAUGUGUUGUUUUUUUUCUCCCUAUCUUUGUAUGUACAGCUUUCAUCUUAGUAUAAUCCCUAGAAAAUGAGGCAGAAUAUUAAGGCCUUCAGUGUUGUCACUUAGUUGACAUCUGCAUUUGCAAUGGUAAUGUCAGUAAAAGUUCUGUGAUAAUCUGAUGCAAUGUUCAUUGUAAAAUUUACCAACGCUUUGUUUAGCACAAGCAUAGGAGCUUCACUUAGUCUUGAUUUUAGAAAGCAGUGUAAGCUACUUGGUACGGGAAAGAAAGGCUUGAAAAGAAAAUGCAAGUGUUCACAACUAUGUAGAGAUAAAGUCACAAAAAAAAAGAUAAUUGUAGAAUAUCAUUCGUUUUGUUUGAAAGCCAAUCUAAUGCAAAGUAAAACACAUACACACACAAGUGGAUGAAAAAGUAAGACUGCAUAGUAAUGUGCAUACUAUUAUGCCAUGAUGUGAGAUAUACCUAGUUUGGACACAAGAUUUUAGUGUAGAUUCAAUGCUUACAUUUUCUGUGGAUUGUGUGACUGCAGAAAAAUGGGCCUAGAUAACUCAAUAUUUUAGUUACUCAGCAAAAAAAGUAACUUCUUUUAGGGAAGAAUUUUCGCUGUAUGAAAGAAACAGUUUUGUUUUGCCCAUUGUAACCUGUGUAUUUGUUGGUAAUUACUAUAAGACUGCAAAGCAUAUUAGUACUUGUAAUGUGAGAAGUGCGUGAUUGCCUAAUGCCUCUCAAAGUUUUUGAUCGUGAUAAUGCCGACCAGUUUAGUUAUGACAAGUGUAUUUUUGUAAAUUUCCUCAGUGCCCAUGGGCUGCACUCAACAAGCCUAAUGUCACUUUGUGCUUGUAUUGUUCUUGAGAGAGUGAGAAAAGAAAAAAAGCUCUACAGAUAUUACUGUGGUAAAAAACAAAAAAGUUCAAGGGCUGGUCACAGUAUGAUGUAGUCAUGAAUUAUUUGGGAAUGCACUUGGCCCCAGGCAGGUGGCAGCUGUGUACUUGCUGUACUGUGGUGGUGUGCACACAGAUUUACUGUGUAGCUGGGCAAUGCGAGAAUUGGUUAGGCAGUAGGCAUCGAGCCAAAAUAUUCUUGUCAUGUGUACCUGUUGAAUCAUGUCCGAGUCCUAAACACUAGCCUUCUUAUAAUUGUGAGAAAAACUGGGGCCUCAAUUACUAUUCCCAGCACAUAAUGAUAUAAGUUACCAAACCUCUCAAACUUCUAGAAAGCUUCCAGGAUGGGCAAAGAAGUAAGUAGGAGGAAGGGUACAUAAAGGUGCAGCGCUCAGAAACUAAACUACUUGGCUUGGCUUCAGUGUUUAGCUUAAUUUUCUUUCUAUACACAAUGUCACUGACACAGAUGGAGGGUUCAGGAGAGUUGGGGUUGAAGCUUAGGGAACUCUUUAAAAGGAGCUGCAUUUGAGGUUACAUGUAAGCAUUGUAUUUAUUUCUAUUAUAGUGCAAGAUAACUUUUUUUUUUUUUGCACUACCUUUGACAUGGUUGCAUGACUGACUGGUGGAAUGGUCUCUCAGCUCCAUCUUUUGUUGUAAACGGGCAGGCAUGUAUGCUUUCUCGGUGCCUGCAGCCUAAUUGCGGCCAUUGUGUCACACAUGUAUUGUUUACAAUGUAGCAGAGUUGCAUUGCAUGUUUCCUGGGAGCAUUCGGUACCACUGCCUACAUUCUGAAGCACUGCUGAUGCAGGCUAAUCCUGCAGGUGCUAAGCUGCAUUCUGGCUCAAUGCCAAUAUGGCCACAACAGCGGGACAAAACAUAGUGCCAUUGGGAUAGUGGUACUGCAGCCAUAAAAGUGACACCAGUGCCACCUUAACUUGCACAUCUUGUCGCUUUAGCCAUGACCACCUUCGCGAUUCAUACACGAAAUGUGCUGUUUUACUUGCACCUCUGUUAUAAAGCAACCAUGUGCUGCAUUUGAGAAGCCAGUGAGGGCUAUAACAUAAUCUUGUGAAACUCUUGCAAGUUAUUCUACAGUGUACACUGUGGCCCAUCCUUUAAUUUUUUUCCUAUUGCAGCAGUGUAUAAUUAACAUACUGCUGCCAUGGGAUUACACUCAAAUGUGUGAACAUACAUAGCUGCCAGUGCCGUGGUGUGUUGCCAUUGGGUCUAAGUAAUUACCAGAAGGGACCAUGUGCAGCUGUCAACAGCAAAUGUAAUGACUCACUUCUUGACACGCCAUGUUGCAGCUGCAGCCAUUACAUCCACUUUCAGCAUGCAGGCUUGGUGUGCAGUCUUGGACUCAGUGGCCAAUUCUCUAUGAUGCUGGCUGCUGUGCAAUCCACACGCUUGAGCAUUUGGACAGCAGUAGUAUAUAAACAAUUCAGUUGAAAGCCAUGUCAAGAUAUGCAGUGUUGGAUAUCUGAGAAAAUGCAACCAAUUGGAAGUUCGCAGGUGGAACUAUAUUUGCUCAAAGCCAUGCGAAAUUUUUUCACCUUGACCUUUCAUAGUGAGACAAUAUACCAUAUGUUUCCGUGAUGACUGUCUCAUAUUAUGAAAAAUAGGGAAUUGGAAUUGGGGGGGGGAAGCAUGGACUCAAAAUAUGCUGUGCAAUGCCUUGCUGUUCCAGGUAAGUUUUUCGUACAGCAGUUUUCCACUGUGUGGAAGCAUAUUAACUGGAACAGCAGUACAGAUUUUGAAUACUUAUUUAUCAAAACUGGUGCCAAGGCAGAGAGCUUCUAGCAGCAGGUUAAUGUAAAGGUUAAUUGAAGAAACCCUGUUAAUUAUUUAUCAUAUUGGCAAUCAUCACGUAAAUUAUAAUAUCUACUUUCUGCAUAAAGGUUUGUAAAUAAAAAUGAUAAUUUUGUCUCAAAUCACCUGUUUUGAAUAAUCUGGGACCAUCUCUGCAGAAACUUGCAGUAUGUAACUUGUAAAGGUUGUGCUGCCAUCUCUACAAGUUUACAAGUCGCAAGUGAAAUUUACAAGCCAGACAGCAAGGCUGCAGUCAUGGUGGUGGAAUAAUGUAACAACAUAUAUCUGUGCCACAUUUGUGCUAGAGUGAUCUUGUGGCCACUGCUUAUUUACCAUAAUUCCAUCACCAUUUCAGAGUUUCCUCAACAAUGACAUGGAAAAAAGCUGUUGAUCGAUCUUAAGUUAGUUAAUGAUGUCAUGAAAAUGGGUUCUCUGUACUAGCGAGUUCAUGCCAGUAGCCUCCCUAACAUUCUGUGCUAGCGAAUAGCAUAGCGUCAGUAGUGGGUGGUAUGGUCAAUGUGGCCGAGUAAGUUGGCAGCGCUGGGGUGCACAUAGAAAGGGGCAGACACUCUGGCAUGCCAUUUAAAAUGUAAGACAAUGAAGUGUUUGAAUAUUUCAUUUAUAGGAAUAUACUGAAUGGUAAAAUUUCUAAAACUUGCAAAGCCUGAAAUUAAGCUUAAAUUUUCUUCCUCUGAGCACAGUGGCCUUGUUUUAAAAGGCUACAUGUGGUUGUAGUGGAAGUGCGUGCAAGAAAAGUUUUAUAUCUGCUAUAGAGUCUGGCAGAUUUGCCCUUGGUUGCAACUAGACAGAGUGAGAAAUGUAGUUGAGACUGCUGUGUAUAGAAUACUUUGCAACAUUUUAAAGAAUAUGUUGAUUUCAGUGAGCAGUCUUUUCCAUUUUUAUCACCAUAUUUCCGGCCAACCAGCACAACUUCCUAGAAAAUUGUGCCUGUGUAUAUUGCGAAGUCUGUAGCACAAAAUAUUUCCAUUCUGGUUUGAGCGUUCAUUAUGCACGGCCCAACAUGAUGUGUGCCAAGGAAAGGUCAUAUUCUCCUUGUAGAUAUGGUAAAAUGCGACAGUUGGAUAUUUCUUAGUAAGUUGGCUCUAGUGAAAUAUAUCGGAGCUGUAGUUAACAGUACAAAGCAAAAAGCUUGCCAGCAUAGCUCUCUGCAGCAGUAGCUGUGGGUUUAACUCAUACAUUCAUCAACAUUGUGCGACAUUGUUUUUUAAGCAGCAUACUUGUUUUUUUGUGCUGCAUAUUUGAACACUAAGCAGCUUGUCUGCAUGCUUUAUGUACAGUCGCGAGCAAUAGUUUGGAGACCGCGGCAUCAGCAAAAAAUUUCAAUAUAUUCAAGCGCAGCUCUGCAGCCUCGAAUUGGCUUAAUACGUUGUAAUGGUGAAACACAUGCACGUAGGCGUGCGCUCUUGAUUUCAGCUGGAAUGCCCAGGCUGCGAAGAAGAAAAAAAAAAAUCGUGGCACCUUUGGUCCACAAACUUUUGCUCGCGACUGUACAUUGUAUGUAAGGACGUUGGAUGGUGUGUGCACACACAGUCGACAGUGUGAAUAUGUUGCUAAAACAUGUAGCCUUUUGUGUGUCUCAUAAUCUGAUUCUUGCGACUUGAAGCUGUCGUUUGCUCCAAUCCAAAAACUCCAGUGAGACAUAGUAUUGAGCAUCAGGUAUUGCAUGAUCAAGAGGUGACAAAAGGGCCACUGAUUGUGUAAUUUGUACUUUGGUCAAAAAACUGCACUGCUAUUUUGCCUAUCAUAGUUAAGGACAUUGUCAUGAAAGACAGAGACUGUUAAUGGUGCCCAAGUUACAGUGACGGCGAAAAAAAAAAAAAAAAAUACUGCAACAUAAGUGUGCAGGUGCAUGCCUUGUUUGUUUAUUUAAUGCAAAUGCUAACCACACUCUUAGCUUUCUAGCAUCAUCAAAUCAUUUUUUUCUUGAAAGGGAGGGGGUGUACAUUUUUAGGUAUUUUGCACAAGUUUGGUUUGAGAAUCCAUAAAUCUUUUACCCUAGCCAUUUCCAAAUUUGUUUCUUUAUUGUCACUUGACUUCUAGAUCAGACUGUGACUUCACACAUUUGUAUUACGUAGCUAUAGCAAUAGCAUGUGCAAGUGCAACUAUUUUUUUAAGUUCAUGGGACACUUACCACUGUUCUGUCCACAGUAGCUGCAGCUAGAUAAAAUAGGAAAUAGUGUGAAAUAAGUAUUUUUGUAAUUUUAUGGCUAAAUCAUCAAAUAUGUAAUUGCAACAGAAGUUGUGCUUAGGACAUUUUACAGAGCACCUGUUAAUGUUGUAUUGGUACUGCCGGGGCUCUGUCAUGCAUGCAAACUGAUUGUCAUGGAGUGAUUUAAUUCUUGCUACUGAAACAUUGGAACAGUAAAGAUGCUGUGACCCCCUUUGCCCCCCCCCCCCCCACACACACACUUUCUUUCCUAGUAAUUGGAGCUAGGCUUUCAGUGUUUAGUAACUAUGGCAUCUGUAAAAAUGCCUUGCAACUGAUUUUCUUCCAUCAAUGUGUGCUGCUGUCCUUUUGCUCAUUCGUAAAGCAGGUGGUACUGUAAAUGACUUCAUUUUCAUGGCGUCUUAUUAAUUUUUGCAAAUGGUCUGCAAUCCACAAUAAAUUGGUAUUUCAAACAAUUAUUGGGACUUGUGUUUGCAGCAGAGUUCCUCUUGAGCACUACAGCCACCUUACCGAAUCUUUUUUCUAAUAUUUUCAAUUAUUUCUAAGUUUGAGCACAAAAUUGCAAAAAACCAAGCUUGAGAGAAAAGCAAGUCAUUUGCAGUAUACUGACACUGAAUCAUUUGGUGCUACUUUGUCACAGCUGAGCAAAGUGCGGCGAGUUUGCCGAGUGUGCUCCUUGUGUCAGUGUUCGGUGAGCGUCACUAAACUUACUCCUACAACAGCUUUUGAAUGACAUUAACAUCAAGUGACAAUUGCUCAAAUUGAGACUAAAUUUGCCAUUUGGAGAUGUAUAAAUUUGUUUUGCCACAUAUGUAGUCACUGCAUCACCCUUAAGAGGUAGGUGUAGCUUCUAGCCUGUUACAAGUACUUCUAGAAGACAAAAUGGUGUACGAUUAUGUUGUCAACACUAAUAUGGAUGCAUGAAUGUCAGUGAAAUCUAUAAAACUUUGAAGUGUAUUAGGUUCCAUGAGGUCAAAGUAGAAUUCUUUCGCAUUGUUAUUGAUGUUCCUUGGUGCAUUUUGUUCUUAAGGUAGACUUGUACUAUUUAAGAUUGAGCAUGUGGAUCAUUGUAUUUGUUUUUGUGUGCACUGCCAGAGUAAGUUUACCAUUUUGCUGGCAUGUUCAACAUGACAUGAAUGGUGCCCGAAAACAUUUACCUUGUUUAGUUGUUGUUUGUGAAUAAUAGAAACCAUGCUAUUUGAAAAUGUUUAGUUAGCAGAGGUUAUUUAUGACAUAAGUUUCAUCUUGUAGUGUGUACUUGCAGUGCCUUCUUUGACAGUUUAAUUUAGACUCUUAUGCAUAAGUUUCAUUUUGCUAACAACUUUAUGCUACUCUUUAUUUACACUACACCUUUCUUUUACUUGUAAGACUGUUCAGUGUAUGUCUAGUGCGCUUGCUGCAUAGAAACUGAGCAAAUGGUUAUCAUGCAGAUGGGUUACAUGCACACUUGAUUUUUGAAGCCAGAGUGGCACUUGAAUGUAUGAUUGUACAUUCCUACUGACGUCAGUGAGAAUUUUUUUUAUGUAGAGCAUUAAACUAUUAGCAUUCCUGC
Molecule: messenger RNA, 9237 nt
Organism: Dermacentor silvarum
Lineage: Eukaryota; Metazoa; Arthropoda; Arachnida; Ixodida; Ixodidae
Product: DENN domain-containing protein 1A
Exons: 22
Coding region: 146-2506 (786 amino acids)
Biological process (GO): endocytosis; endocytic recycling
Cellular component (GO): intracellular membrane-bounded organelle; cytosol
Molecular function (GO): phosphatidylinositol phosphate binding; guanyl-nucleotide exchange factor activity
Source: RefSeq, a predicted model, not a curated record